Molecule: messenger RNA, 3163 nt
Organism: Abrus precatorius (Indian licorice)
Lineage: Eukaryota; Viridiplantae; Streptophyta; Magnoliopsida; Fabales; Fabaceae
Product: potassium transporter 7
Exons: 10
Coding region: 267-2795 (842 amino acids)
Biological process (GO): potassium ion transmembrane transport
Cellular component (GO): plant-type vacuole; vacuolar membrane
Molecular function (GO): potassium ion transmembrane transporter activity
Source: RefSeq, a predicted model, not a curated record
AGAAAGAAAAGAAAAAUAAGAAUAUUGGUGCCACUGUUGGCCCACACUAAGUAGAGAUGGCGUUUUGCAUUGCAUUAGUAUCACUCACUCACUCGCGCUCACGCGUGAUCGCCCAACUUCCUUCUUUCUUUUGGAAUGCUAUGCAAUUGCAAGCACCGCCCAUUCAUACUCUCUCUGUCUAUGGCUAAAGCAAAUCCACUUCCUCAAAUUCACUCUAUUUUCUGUGCCAAACCCUAACAAAGUUUUUCCGCAUCUACCUGAUUCCUAUGGCUGAGGAGAGAGGUGAGAUCAAUGGCGGUUUCUCCAUGGACUCCACCGAAUCGCGUUGGGUUAUCCAAGAGGACGACGAGGAUGCGUCCGAUUUGGAGAACUACGACGCCGAUUUGAGAUUGAGACGCCACGCUAGUACGCUUGAUUCCGACGACGACGAUAAUGCCGAACAGAGACUCAUUCGCACUGGUCCUCGAAUCGAUUCCUUCGACGUCGAGGCUCUUGAAGUCCCCGGCGCUCAUAGAAGUGACUAUGAGGAUAUCAGUGUGGGAAAGAAAAUUGUAUUGGCUUUUCAGACACUUGGUGUGGUCUUCGGGGAUGUUGGAACCAGUCCACUAUAUACCUUCAGCGUUAUGUUUAGAAAGGCCCCUAUUAAUGGAAAUGAAGAUAUUCUUGGAGCAUUAUCACUUGUCUUGUACACUUUAAUCUUGAUUCCCUUAGUGAAGUAUGUCCUUGUGGUUCUGUGGGCCAAUGAUGAUGGUGAAGGUGGUACUUUUGCCUUGUACUCAUUGAUCUGUCGUCAUGCAAAGGUGAGUCUUCUCCCGAAUCAGUUACCAUCAGAUGCCCGUAUAUCAAGCUUUAGGCUGAAGGUGCCAUCCCCUGAGCUUGAAAGGUCACUAAAAAUUAAGGAAAGGCUUGAGAGUUCUCUGACGCUGAAGAAGACUCUACUCAUAUUAGUGCUUGCUGGUACUUCUAUGGUGAUUGCUAAUGGUGUUGUUACACCAGCAAUGUCAGUACUGUCAUCUGUUGGUGGUUUAAAAAUUGGAGUAGAUGCAAUCAAGCAAGAUGAAGUAGUGAUGAUUUCGGUUGCCUGCCUUAUCAUUUUGUUCAGUGUACAGAAGUAUGGAACAAGCAAGGUGGGACUUGCAGUUGGACCUGCUUUGUUCAUAUGGUUUUGUUCUCUUGCGGGCAUUGGGAUCUACAAUCUUGUCAAAUAUGACAGUAGUGUCUUGAGGGCAUUUAAUCCGAUUCACAUCUACUAUUUCUUCAAGAGGAACUCAACUAAAGCAUGGUAUUCUCUUGGGGGUUGUCUUCUGUGUGCAACUGGUUCUGAGGCCAUGUUUGCAGAUCUUUGCUACUUUAGUGUACGAUCAGUUCAGCUUUCAUUUGUCUUCCUUGUUUUGCCUUGCCUACUAUUGGGUUAUUUGGGUCAAGCAGCAUACCUUAUGGAAAACCAUGCUGAUGCUGGUCAGGCGUUUUUUUCUUCUGUUCCAAGUGGUGCAUUCUGGCCAACCUUCCUUAUUGCUAACAUUGCUGCACUGAUUGCAAGUAGGGCCAUGACAACAGCAACAUUUUCAUGUAUAAAGCAAUCAACUGCACUUGGUUGUUUCCCUCGUCUUAAAAUUAUUCAUACCUCUCGGAAAUUUAUGGGCCAGAUCUAUAUCCCUGUCUUAAACUGGUUCCUCUUGGCUGUUUCUCUGGUGCUUGUCUGCUCUAUAUCCAGCAUUGAUGAGAUUGGCAAUGCCUAUGGCAUUGCUGAGCUUGGGGUGAUGAUGAUGACUACUAUUUUAGUGACCCUUGUUAUGCUUCUUAUAUGGCAGAUAAACAUCAUCAUAGUUUUGAGUUUCUUGGUUAUCUUCUUGGGAUUGGAGUUGACUUUCUUUUCAUCUGUUUUGUGGAGUGUGACAGAUGGAAGUUGGAUAAUAUUGAUCUUUGCCAUAAUAAUGUUUCUUAUAAUGUAUGUAUGGAAUUAUGGAAGCAAUCUCAAAUAUGAGACUGAAGUCAAGCAAAAGCUGUCAACAGAUUUGAUGCUAGAAUUAGGUUCUAAUCUUGGGACAAUACGAGCUCCUGGAAUUGGUUUACUUUAUAAUGAGUUGGUCAAAGGAAUACCAGCAAUUUUUGGUCAUUUUCUGACCACACUUCCAGCGAUACACUCCAUGAUCAUAUUUGUGAGCAUCAAGUAUGUUCCAGUUCCUAUGGUGCCUCAAAGUGAAAGGUUCCUUUUUCGGCGAGUCUGCCCAAAAAGUUAUCAUAUAUUUCGUUGUAUUGCCAGAUAUGGUUACAAAGAUGUUCGGAAAGAAAAUCACCAGACUUUUGAGCAGCUGCUGAUUGAGAGCCUAGAGAAAUUUAUACGUCGUGAAGCUCAGGAGAGAUCACUGGAGAGUGAUGGGGAUGAAGAUUCUGAUUCAGAAGAUGAGUACCCUAGUUCUAGGGUUCUAAUUGCUCCCAAUGGCAGUGUUUACUCACUUGGUGUUCCUCUUCUCGCUGAUUUUAAGAAUACAAGCAACCCCAUUUUAGAAGCAAGCACAUCAGAGGUAAGCUCAGUAUCCCCUAACCACCCAGUGUUUGAUGCUGAGCAGAGCCUUGAGAGGGAAUUAUCUUUUAUUCACAAGGCUAAAGAAUCCGGAGUUGUUUAUCUUCUGGGUCAUGGGGAUAUAAGGGCAAGGAAAGACUCAUGGUUUAUCAAGAAGUUAGUUAUAAAUUACUUUUAUGCCUUCUUGAGAAAGAACUGCAGGAGGGGGAUCACGACUUUAAGUGUACCCCACUCGCAUCUGAUGCAAGUUAGCAUGACUUACAUGGUUUGAAAAUCAAUUUUGCUGCCAAAUAAAACAAAUGGCAAUUUACUGAGAAGUUACUGUUUAAUAGCAGUGAAUGGGAAUCUGGAAAGGUUUUACUUUGGAAUACACAGUUUGAAAUGUUCGCUUGAUCCUUUCUAGUCGUUUGGAUCUCCCAGUUGUUUCAUAUAUUUCCAUUCCAGAAUUUGUCCUGAUGUUCGUUAUGGUUGUGGGUUCACACCAUCUGCAUACUUGGAAUUGGAAAAGGCUGAUAACAAACAUAGUUAUCAUCUAUACACAAUUGUGCAUGUAUCAAAUUCCACUUAAAUGUAAGAACCAUGGACACCGGGUAUUGUACAGAGUCAUUUGAUUGCCCUUCAUCUUAUUCUUCUAUCGCU